GUUGCGUCGCCAUUCCACCGGUUCGCCAAAUGGUUCGGUGAAGAGCUUUGCUUUGGAAAACGCUUUGGCUGUUCGCUUAGCUAUGCUUUGAUAGUUGGCCGCCUGUUGAGCACAUUUGCCUUUGAGUAGCAGCGGAGUCGAGUCGUGCCACAGCAGCCACCAUCGUCGUUUGCCGUCGCUGGCUCUACGAGUCAAUAAUCGAGUCGAAUUGCUGAGUAGUGACGUCGCUAUUGAGUGUUUAGUUGGGACGCGAAAAAAUCUGAAAGUUUAUUGCUUUUAAAUUAUUAUUUACAUACACACACUCAUACAUAUUUGUACGCGUAUGUUUUGUGAGUUCGCUGUUAACGCAUAAACCUUCUUCGGCUUUUAUUUUGUGCGUGUCUAGUGUUUGGUGUUGUUUUUUGGGUGGAUUUCAUGUUUUUGCGUCUAAACUUAUGCCAGCAUAUGUUAUACGCUUGGUGCGAACUUUCAAUAUUGUUUUCGACAAUUUUUCGCUAUUUUUUGCCAAUUGCCAACACUCGUGCAUAGAAGCUGAAAUGUGAAAAAAAUUUCUUAUUAUUCAAUCUACGCGUACUAAGGCAUAUAGAAUGAACUAUCAUGCUGAGUGUUAGCAGACAGUAUUCUAUGCGAUAUUUUAUUCCAAGUGUGUGAAUUAAUGAUUCUCGUCGAGUAUGUGGCGUGUUUAUUUAAUGUGCGAUGCUUAAAAGUAGUCGUGAUUUGGCGGUUUAAAUGAAUUGAGGCGCGCUUUCGAAAUACCGGAUAACUGAGUGUAAUUGAGUGUGUUUUUGAAAUUUUUACAAUUAUUGUUGUUGUAUUGGAAAGGAAUUACGAAAUAUUGCAAAAAUGAGCUGCGCCACGGGCACACUUAAAUACGCGCUAUUCUUGCUGAAUAUGCUGUGGGCGAUAUUGGGUAUCCUGGUGGUAGUUUUCGGUGGGCUUGGCUGGGGCGCUAUGCCMCAGAGUUAUGCCAUCGGCUUCAUUACUAUGGGUGGUGUCAUCUUAUUCAUAUCAUUCUUCGGCUGCUUCGGCACAAUGCGCGAAUCGGCGCGCCUUUUGUGGACGUAUGGCAUCUGCACCUUCGUGCUGAUCAUUGUAAUAGUAGCGUUCAUUUGUUUGAGCACGCGCGAUGUUUUCAAGCGCUACGCUAUGGAAGGCGUAGAGGAGCAAUGGCGUCAGGAGCUGUUUCAACCGGGUUCCAUGGACACAGUGCAGUCAGUGUAUGCCUGCUGCGGCCUCAACUCUGCUGAGGAUUACAUACGCAUUGCACGCGCCCCACCCGCCAGUUGCUGCAAGGAAUCGAAUUGCAUAAAUCCCUUGAAUCUCUACCUCACAGGUUGUUUGCCUAAGGUUGAAGAAGCUUUCGCCGAUGAGGCCACCGUUACGGCGUACCAUCAGUAUGGCUUGUUGGCCUUUGGUUGCCUCAUUCUGCUUUUGACGAUCCUACUGGCAAUACAUUAUCAGAAUCGCAAACGGCGUUUUAGUUACUAAGCUUUUGUUUAGAAGUUGUGAAAGCUUAAAAGCAUUUGAGUCUCACUUGUGUAGCUUUUAUUGAAAUGUGAAACGAUUUUAUUACAUUUAAAUUUAUAUUAGAUAUUUGCAUUUAAUAUUAAUAACUGUUUAGCUUUCAAUGAAUGCUUUUAUGCAAUGUCACAUGUACCUCCAAGCCAAUCGAAUAAAUAACUCUAAUAUAACUAUUGUACAGUGUUAGAUAUAAUACAUAUAUUUAUUUAUUUGAAACCCAGUGCAUUUCA
Messenger RNA from Bactrocera latifrons, 1751 nucleotides. RefSeq names its product protein late bloomer-like. Gene Ontology annotation, cellular component: membrane. The transcript has 5 exons. The coding region runs from base 844 to 1488 and encodes 214 amino acids. NCBI's taxonomy places the organism in Eukaryota, Metazoa, Arthropoda, Insecta, Diptera, Tephritidae. The record is from RefSeq and is a predicted model, not a curated record.